This is a messenger RNA of Acaulospora colombiana, 696 nucleotides long. The record is from the annotation of a GenBank genome assembly. NCBI's taxonomy places the organism in Eukaryota, Fungi, Glomeromycota, Glomeromycetes, Diversisporales, Acaulosporaceae.
GAGGAAUCACGUUCGCAUGGGGGAGUUUCCUUAAUUAUCUCGCGUGGUGCUCAAGGAGGGCGACGAUCCUGCUGCGCCUUUUCCGGAGUUCGGCUUUCUGUCUCAAAAGGAGCUGCACGCGGAUCUAGAAUUUGUGCUAUGAAUAAUCCUCAUUUUUUGGUACUAUGCUGUCCGGGUUCAAUUUUGCGAUAUUCACUACAUUAUCUUCAAGCGACUGUGCGACUGGUUCCACUGUCUGUACGAGAGGAAUGGGUGAAGUCUUUUGGAUCUAGGGGAGAAAGGUUCUGCGGGAAACUUCUGUUUAUUGGGGGCAUUGCUCUAGGCUCAUUACCUGGGACCAUCAAAUUUUACACGGAUAAUGAUAUUUUACCGCCGUCUGGGCGUUUGCUGUCCAAAGCUCUCCUUUCCACGUCACAAACUCGCAAUGAUGCGGUGGACAGGCUGCCCCAGCUUUUUGCACACUAUCCGACCCCAAUAGACACGUCGAAAUCCAUCCCUUUCCAGCAAGCACCUAAAGCGAACCCCACUCGUGCUCAAACUCCACAAGCAAUUACCGAUACAGCCAUGGGUGACAGGAACCCCGAUGACUACUCUGUUUUCUGGCAAGAAGGUACGCAAUCCAUUUGCCACCCAAUAGGAAUUUCUUUUGUCCCAGUCCCCAUUUCACCUCUCCCCGAGCUUAAAGCUGACCUUUGA